AUGCCGUCUUCGACUCUACAGCAUGGCCGUUCCUUCCUCUCGUUCCAAGCUGGUCUUCGGAAGCUUGCGCAUCGUACGCAGCCUUGCGAGAGCGGGACGGAUUGGAUUGUCAACACACGUGUCACGGACUGCUUCUGUGGUCCGAUGCAUGAAUUGAACCAGGAGCUGCACAUUCCACGGCACACAAGGUCUCAUUCCGCAGAACUGAUCGAGCAUGACGUUGCUGCAGGAGCAGCGCACGGCAUGCUGCGCAGGCACAAGCUCGGACACGGCUGGUUCAUCAUGUCGACGACCUUGCACAUCAGGAAGCUGCAUCAUGCCAGGAUGCUUUGUCGAGUGUGA
Molecule: messenger RNA, 342 nt
Organism: Symbiodinium sp. CCMP2456
Lineage: Eukaryota; Dinophyceae; Suessiales; Symbiodiniaceae
Source: the annotation of a GenBank genome assembly